AUGCGAUAUUGUGGAUGGCGUUCUACGUGGUAUAGACGAUCCAUUCUUCAAAAAUGGUACUCAACAAAUACCAGCGCUUUCUGUAGUUUGUUUUCCACAUCUAGCGCUCAAACGUCACUGAGACGCAAGCAAAGAACUAUGGAUAUGGGUAGGACCUUGUGGCGGUACUUUAAUGCACCAGGGAACUUAAUGUUUGUGACAACAAAUUUGGUUACUCUCGUAGGAAUGAUGUCUUACACUACUAUUCAUGAGCUAACCAGAGAGCAGACAGGUGUCGAACAAAUCAAUCAGGAUGCCGAAAAGAUUCUAAUUGAAACGGGGGACAAAUCUGCGGAAAAUGAACCAUUCAAAAGAUAUUCAGAGAAGGAUAUUCGGAUUCACAAAGGCGAUCCACCAAUAUCGUCUUAUUCACAGCACGCUAAAAUGUCAUUAUUUCACCUAUUUUAUUCCUUCUACACCUACCACGGAGUCUUAUCAGCGGGGAAAGAGGCAGGGACUGAUUGGAAUCGAGAAAUAGCGAUGAUUAAGGAAAGCGUCUACCAGAAUAAAAGAAAAACAAUUUCACCAUAUGUCUUCUACCAACUGUGGAAACAGCAGUUUGGAGAGGUGCUGACUAACUUGAGCAAAUCACAGCAGUAUCACUCUCCAAAUUGGGGAGAAUAUCCAGCGGGUCUUCAGAAGAUUUGCCAAGCCAUCUACGAUAACGAACUCCGAACUCUGGAUGAUUUUAUUGAUCUCUACAACACUGUAAGUGUUUCCUCACUCAAAAUGCUAUUGCAAGCAUGGUUGUAUGACAACUCAUAUUUAUUUAAGGUCUCAACCAAGACCGAUAAUGAAGUAUUCUAUCGAGAUCUGCUGAAGGCAUCAUCCACUGAUAGAGUACUUUUCGAUCGAUAUGCUUCUAUUCUUCUCAACAAUGACAAUCCACGACGUAAAACUUUUUUCAAUUCACAUCCAAAGAAUGGCGUGCUCACGGCAUCCUUAGAGACCGUCAUUCAAACAUUAAACGGUACAGUGACUCUGGCGAAAACUGCUUUGGACAAGACAACCUACAAUGAUUGGAUCAUUCAACUUGUAUCUAUGAUACGAAGGAACUGCAUAAUUAGUAAGGAACAGAAGGGCUCGCAAGCUGUGAGGAUUAUACUAUCCGAUGACCAUACUGAUCACUUACUUGCAUCACCAGCGGAGAGGAGUGCUUGCUACAAGCUGGUCAGUAAUAAUACAGAAGCCAUGGCAGCUUUAGGUGCCAUCUCUGAGCUGGGGGAUUAA
This is a messenger RNA of Lachancea fermentati, 1269 nucleotides long. The record is from the annotation of a GenBank genome assembly. Lineage: Eukaryota; Fungi; Ascomycota; Saccharomycetes; Saccharomycetales; Saccharomycetaceae.